Messenger RNA from Polyodon spathula (Mississippi paddlefish), 1225 nucleotides. Its product is annotated as proteasome activator complex subunit 1-like. Gene Ontology annotation, biological process: positive regulation of endopeptidase activity; regulation of proteasomal protein catabolic process; regulation of G1/S transition of mitotic cell cycle. Gene Ontology annotation, molecular function: endopeptidase activator activity. Bases 378 to 1136 code for a protein of 252 amino acids. The transcript is spliced from 10 exons. NCBI's taxonomy places the organism in Eukaryota, Metazoa, Chordata, Actinopteri, Acipenseriformes, Polyodontidae. Gene Ontology annotation, cellular component: cytoplasm; nucleoplasm; proteasome activator complex. The record is from RefSeq and is a predicted model, not a curated record.
GAGGGGAUUGAAAGGGUUACCUUGCCAUGUUGUUGACGGGGUGAAACUGCCGCCAUUCCGGCUCUAACGGGGACGCAGCCCCCGUACGGACUGUAUGACGCUUUGAGCCAAGAUGGGCGCCGCAGGGCCGCAGUUACACUGCGCCUGUUCACCCUGAGGGACGAAAAGAACUACAGAUACCAGCAUGCAUUGCGCGCGUACACCAAAAUAACAUUUAAACACAAAAUCAACUUUCAUUUUCGGUUGCUUGAGUAAUUUGUCGAGUUUGGUUGGCGCUUUGAAAUUCAUUCCAAACGUUAAUACUAAGACUAAUAAUAACAAUAAUAAUCAUCAUAACAAUAUAACAUUCACGUAUCUUAUUUCUUUUUUUUAAAAAAAUGAGUACUUUUGAAAUAAGACCCGAAGCUAAAAAGCAGGUUGAGGAUUUCUGCGAGCGCCGGAAUAAAGAGGCUGAAUCUCUGCUGUCCGUCACUUUCCCCAGGAGAAUCGCAGAGCUGGACGACUUUUUAAAGGAGGGGGCGCUGAAUGUGCAGGACCUGACCUCUCUCCAGGCGGAACUGGACAUUCCCAUUCCUGACCCGGCCAAAGAGGAGCUGAAGAAGGAGAAGAAGAAGAAGAAGCAGGAAGAGAAAGGAGAGAAGGAAGAAAAGAAGAAAGAUAAAGAUGAGGAAGACGAAGGCCCCCCCUGUGGUCCUGUCUCCUCAAACCCGCACAUCCAGUCUCUGCUCCUCAGACUGAAGCCUCAGAUCCAGUCCGUGAAAGAGGCUGUCAACUCUGUCAGUCUCUGGGUUCAGCUCCAGAUCCCCAAAAUCGAGGACGGGAACAACUUCGGGGUGGCAGUGCAGGAGAAAGUGUUUGAACUGAUGACCGGAACUCGCACCAAGAUUGAAGGAUUCCAGACUCAGAUCUCAAAGUAUUUCUCAGAGAGGGGAGAUGCAGUGGCCAAGGCCUCCAAGCAGCCCCAUGUGGGAGACUACAGGCAGCUGGUUCAUGAACUGGAUCAGAACCAGUACACUGAGAUCCGGAUCAUGGUUCUGGAGAUCCGGAACAUUUAUGCUGUCCUGUAUGACAUCAUCAACAAGAACUUCAACAAGAUCAAGAAGCCCAAAGGGGAUUCCAAGGCUUUGAUCUACUGAGAGGAAGCAGAGAAACACACAGGAGACAGAGACACACAGAGACACACAUACACACACACUGACACACACGGAGACAGACACACACAAAC